AUGGCAGCGACUGCAUCGACAUCCACAGCACCAGAGCCCAAGCUACGAUCAAAUGUAUCGGGGCGACCAUGGAAACAGCUCAAGACAGCCACCAAUCGGUCGCAACGCAAGCCCGCCCAUGCAGCCACCGUGUCUGCCUUACCGGACAGUCUCGCUGUAGAUGGUGACAGUGCAGUGCAAGGGAAGCCGAAGAAGCAGUCUGCUGCUUGGCAGGCCAGGAUGGCAGAUAAGACGAAGCGUGAUGCGAUCAGGAAGAUAGAACAGGAGCUCAAGGACGACAAGCAAGCUGAUAUCGACAGACGAAAGGCCAUCAAUACUGAGCGCAAAAAGAUCCUAGAAGACAAGCGGCGGAUAGCCGAAGCUGCCCAAAAGAUGAGCGCCAAGAGAUUGCAACGCUUCAAGAAGAAGCUCGGCAGGACCAAAAAAGUCAAUGCCUGAGCGAAACG
This is a messenger RNA of Mixia osmundae IAM 14324, 446 nucleotides long. RefSeq lists its product as uncharacterized. Lineage: Eukaryota; Fungi; Basidiomycota; Mixiomycetes; Mixiales; Mixiaceae. The record is from RefSeq and is a predicted model, not a curated record. The coding region runs from base 1 to 438 and encodes 145 amino acids. The transcript has 2 exons.